AUGGAAGACGCAAAGGGCACGAUUCGCCAUGUCGAGGUCACCUACGACUCUGGCCUUCAGCCUGAUCUGGUCAAGCCGCCACCUCUUCAAAAAGAGACCUUCGACGGAGACGUCAAUCUCUCUGGCCCUGGAGAUCUCAUCUACCUUAUUCCGACCCCCAGCCCAGACCCGAGAGAAUUUGGGCUGAUUUUCUGCGUUACAGAUCCAUUGAACCUUACUCUGCCCAGAAAACUGGUGGUUUUGGCCAUCGUUGCUGCGUUCAGUGCCGUUGGUUUGACCAUGGUCAGCGGUCUGGGUGCCCUUCUUGGUCUCUUCAUCCCAGAGUACGUCUCGGAGGGUAAGACGGUUGCAGAUAUCACACACUUGAUGACUUUUCCGACACUCUUCAUGGGAAUUGGCAACAUUAUCGGCAUGCCACUGGCCCUUGCCAUCGGUCGCCGUCCUGUCUUCUUAUUGUCGUCCGCUGUCCUGGUCAUAUCGUGCAUCCUUUGCGCAACCCAGAAGUCGUACGAGUGGCACCUCGCAGCACGCAUGGUCCUUGGCUUGGCCGCCGGCCAGAGCGAGGCGCUGUGCCCUCUUAUGGUCCAAGAAACAUUCUACCUACAUGAACGCGGAAAGUAUCAGAUGAUAUUCACUGCUGCUGGCAACAUCCUAACGACCGCCUUCACUAUAGUUACCUCUUAUAUCGCCAAAGGAAUCGGCGCUAGAGGCUGGUAUGGCCUUGGGUCCGGCCUCGCCGGUGCGAUCAUGAUAGUCAGCAUCUUCUUCCUGCCCGAGACUAAGUACGACAGGCCUCUGUCGGCAUACCAAGGUCAGGCUGGUCAAGUGAGCACCUUCGCGACCUCUGAGGGCGAGGAGCGCCCGGGGGCGAUAUACGCUACCGCACGCCUCUCCACGUUGGACACGGUCGAGUUGGAUUUCGUCAACUACAAGCCACGUACCCUGGCAUCCGAUAUGCGUCUGUUCGUCAACAAGCCUGAUUGGGAGGAAGGCUUAAGAACCGUAAGACGCAUGUGUGUAGUCAUGUUCUUCCCUGAUAUUCUUUGGGCGUUCCUCCUCAACGGUCUUACGCUCGGCGUCAAUGUUGCGAUCGGUACCACAUAUGGCAAUAUUGUCGGCUCUCCACCAUAUAGUUGGGCACAAGAGAACAUCUCGUUCGCCAUGGCCGGCCAGAUCGUGGUGUCCUUCGUCGCCCUGCCAGUGCUGGGCUGGGGCUCCGACUGGAUCGUCAAGCGACUUGCCAGACGUAACGGCGGUAUCCAUCAACCGCAAUAUCGUCUGGUGCCGCUUGUGUUCCCUAUAAUUGUUGGCGUACUAUCCUCCAUUCUUUACGGACAAGCUGCGGCACACCCACACCGUAUACACUGGUUCGCCGUCGUCUUCGCUUGCAACGCCUACUAUUUCGCUUUUGUGGGGGCCAACCAGGUCGGUAUCGUCUACGCCCUGGACUCAUAUCCCACACGAUCCGGUCCGGCUCUGGUCGUUAUCUGUGCCAUCCGUGGCAUCCUCAGCUUUGGGACGUCAUAUGGUGUGCAACCCUUCAUUGAUCUGAGGGGGUACGACGGUGCUUUCCUCAUUUACGGCAUCUUGACAGGUGUGCUCGGUGCCGGUGGGAUUCUUGUGUACAUCUUCAGUGCCAAGAUCCGCGCAUUUUGCUCGCGAUAUGCGGUGCAAACCAGCGAGACCAAGCCAUCGUACUCGUGA
Messenger RNA from Cyphellophora europaea CBS 101466, 1704 nucleotides. RefSeq lists its product as uncharacterized. NCBI's taxonomy places the organism in Eukaryota, Fungi, Ascomycota, Eurotiomycetes, Chaetothyriales, Cyphellophoraceae. The coding region runs from base 1 to 1704 and encodes 567 amino acids. Gene Ontology annotation, biological process: transmembrane transport. The record is from RefSeq and is a predicted model, not a curated record. Gene Ontology annotation, molecular function: transmembrane transporter activity. The transcript is spliced from 6 exons.